AUGGGAUGUUGUAACUCAAGAUCUUAUGAGCAAAUGACAUUAGAUCCAGCACCAGUAAAUACGAAACCAUCAGCAUAUUAUUUUCGCCGUCAACCUAAACCAAAUGAAAUAGAAGAACUCGCAGAAUCUUUAUCAUUAGAAACGUUUCAAAAGUAUAGAGCUUACAUGCUGAAGAAAAUUGAUGAUGUAGAGUUAGAUAAUUCAAAAGCAUUAUUGUUAAUGCGAUCUCUUAAACUAGAUAACGAGAAAGUUGAUUUCAUUCGAUUAUAUUCAUGUAAUUUCAAAGAUGUUAACAAAGAAGAUCUAAGGCUAACAUUUAGAAAUCCGAAAAAGUUUGAAGAAGCAGUAAGAUAUAUGAAUACUGCAGUUUAA
Trichomonas vaginalis G3 is the source of this 372-nucleotide messenger RNA. RefSeq lists its product as uncharacterized. Lineage: Eukaryota; Parabasalia; Trichomonadida; Trichomonadidae. The coding region runs from base 1 to 372 and encodes 123 amino acids. The record is from RefSeq and is a predicted model, not a curated record. The transcript has a single exon.